GGCUCGAGCUGCAGCGCCUGGAAUCUUGGAACUCGAGAAGUUCUUAUCGCGACCUCCACGUUGCGUGUCAGUGACCGGUAACAAACAACAUUGUCUCGGACAGGACUGUUUACACGCGACGCACGGGCGCGAGGCAGGAGGUGGUCCGUGGCGCUGGAUAUAUAAAGCCAGCCUGGGAGGCAGGUGGAGGUCUUACAGCAGGUCGCAUCAACAGGAAUACUUUGCGCAAAUAACACACUGCUCCAACAAGCUCAUUUCAUUUCAUUUUUUUUUUACAUUUGCAUGCGUUCAUGCAUAAAUCGGAUUAAAAAGAGAGCUGAUAUUAUUUAUUUAUUUAUUUAAUUCCCUAUUUAUCAUGGAAUUACGGAUUCUUUUCCCCAUGAUGUCUGUGCUUUCUUCAGGAAUCUUUCACACAGCUCUACAGUCUGUGGGUGAAGCCGCACUCAGCACGCGCCACUCCAGACCCAAGCGAUGCUCGUGCGCCACUUUGCUGGAUAAAGAGUGCGUGUAUUUCUGCCACCUGGACAUCAUCUGGGUCAACACUCCGGAGCGCACGGUGUCGUACGGACUGGGCAGCGCGGUGCGCAGGAAGCGCUCAGCGCGAGAGCCGGCGCGCUGCGAGUGCGCGGACAGCACCGACGGCACGUGCGGGUGGUUCUGCCGCACGCGCAUCACAACGAGUCGUAAGACAGCGCGUGACAAGGUGAUCCCUCUCGCCGGAGGCCAUGACUGUGCCGAGAAGAAGUGUAAAUACGAUCUGGCUGCCAAGACGUCUGGGAGAAAAAGGGUUCGCAAAAGGGCCACUAUGGAGCUCCGGCUUCUCCUGGAGAAAUGGCGAACGAGGUUGUCCCACAGAGCACGAGACCGGACUGAUGAGAGUAUGCCAUCCUAGAGGCGGACGCACGGCGCAGGACUUUUACGAGCCACGCCGAGAAAUUGGCUUUUCCGAACGUAGACAACGUUCUCCUGAAGAACUAAUGCUUGGACCUUGACACACACACAGACACACCUGACAAGCUUUCACUGGGAAGCUUUGGGACUUUUUUUUUUUUUUGGAGAAAACAAGGACCUUUUUUUAAAUCCUGAAGUUAAUCUCAACAGCUCAAGACUUUUUUUUUUUUUUAACCAGGAACAAUCAUGUGCUACAUCCAUAUACAGUGCUUCGACCUUUAUUUUGCUGUGGUUCAGAUCUCUUUUCCAAGCUGUGUAGCGAUAGAGCUGAAACUACUGUAUAAUCCCUGUAAUGCAUAUUUAUAAAAGCAUUUGUGGAAGAAUGCAUUUAAAAGCAGGCCAUAUUGGCCCAAGCCGUGGUGAUAUUUCUGUGAAAUGCUGUCGUUACGUAGCCACGAUGGUGGUCUGCAUUAUAGGAAAUAAAUCAUUAAUAUUAUAUAAAAUGAAGGUGACUUUUCUCCAUGUUAUAUUCAUUUACAAUGGCUUGAAAUCA
Molecule: messenger RNA, 1444 nt
Organism: Silurus meridionalis
Lineage: Eukaryota; Metazoa; Chordata; Actinopteri; Siluriformes; Siluridae
Gene: edn1
Product: endothelin 1
Exons: 5
Coding region: 356-892 (178 amino acids)
Biological process (GO): regulation of vasoconstriction; regulation of systemic arterial blood pressure by endothelin; vein smooth muscle contraction
Cellular component (GO): extracellular region
Molecular function (GO): hormone activity; endothelin B receptor binding; endothelin A receptor binding
Source: RefSeq, a predicted model, not a curated record